AUGUUUCGCUCACAGCUGAGGCAGAUUUCAUCUCAUUGUGAACGAGCAAAGCUUGGUGUUUCUACACCUGCUCGCCACUUCUCCUGUACCCGUACAGUCGCCGAUGAACAGAAUCAGCCAUCCGGCCAUAAUAAACCCCAAAGCCGACCUUCAUCGGCCGCACCUGCCCACCGGGUUCGCAAUCCCAAUGGCCCUCUAGCCCGUACCAACCAAAACCAAUCCCGCCCUCCCCGAGUGGUUGAUGCAAGAUCUUUUGCGGCGGCCCGAGCUGGCGGUGGAGAACAACCUAAGAUUAUCCGCAGUCCGAGAUCGCGCAAUGUUCGAGGAGGCACCCAAUCCGCAAAUCGCAAGCCCAAACCCUCCGCCAAAGCAGCCAAGGGUAAACGAAAUGCCCCGCGCAGGAACGCGAGAUCGACAGAGAAUGAUGAUGGCGAAGAUGCCCAAGCGGCGGCUAUCGAUCAAAUCCAGCAAGAGCAAAUCAUCAAAUCCCGGCCAACCCCCAUUCGCUACGAGCCCCGGGAAAUCAACUACUCUAAUCUGAAAGAGACUUGGCCUUCAAUCCCCACAGACACCAACUCGCGAUCAGCUGCUAUCUAUGAGAAGCUCUCCAUUUUGGGCGGUCGUAGCGUUCUGUUCAACGAUGAGAAUGAAAAGGCUGGGGCCUUGGAAGAGGUCAAGCGGUUGGCUCAGCUGCGUGCGGAUCGAAUCUCCCAGCGCAAGGGUGACCUUGUGGAGCCUCGCAAUGUCGAGUUCAACCCCAUCGAUGCAGAGAGCACCAAGUCUCUAAUGGAAACCUAUGUUCAGGGCAAAUACCCCACGUUCAAAGGAAAAGAUGGGCAUGCCGUCUUAGCUGAAGUGACAAAGAACCUUGGAAACAAUGGGACUUACCAGACAACCGGAAAGACCUCACAGUUCAUGGCCAAGAUUGAAUCUCUUGUCUCUACUGGUCGCAACACCAAGCGUGUCUAA
Messenger RNA from Penicillium paradoxum, 969 nucleotides. RefSeq lists its product as uncharacterized. The record is from RefSeq and is a predicted model, not a curated record. Lineage: Eukaryota; Fungi; Ascomycota; Eurotiomycetes; Eurotiales; Aspergillaceae. Bases 1 to 969 code for a protein of 322 amino acids. The transcript has 3 exons.